AGCCUGAUCGCGGCAGCGCCGGAGUUAGCAGCUUUGGAACCAAUGCGAGGGUUCACGAUCGUGGACAGACUAGCGGUUCCUCCCCACUCACUCACGUUUGGUCCUGCAGCCUGCUAAAGAGGAGCAGCUACACACCAGCGGUUAAAACGUAACCCGCGGGUGAAAUCCAGCCGGUAGAACCGAGAUAGUUGCUCGCCCUCAGCCGCGCUCAAAGUCAAUGCAGCCCAGCUUCCUUCGCCCGCCUCAAGAGCAGCUCCACCGGUCCCGCUGUUUCGAUUCAUGCGCUUGUUGUUAGCAGAGCCCAGCCUCAUACAAGGAAAUUUGGAAGGGAGGGAGAGCGAUCCGCGGAGAGAGGAGUUGAUAGAAGUGGUGGGGGGUACCCGGAUUCGGCAAGGGGACGCCUCCAGUUUACGGUGGAAUUAUUCUUUCAGCAACCAUGGACUGGUUAAUGGGGAAGUCGAAGACGAAGCCCAAUGGCAAGAGGCCGCCCACCGAGGAGAAGAAGCACUACCUAGAGCCAGAGCACACCAAAGUACGGGUCGUCGACUUCGACCUCAAGGAGCUAGUGGUGUUGCCCCGGGAGAUCGACCUCAACGAAUGGCUCGCCAGCAACACGACGACCUUCUUCAAUCUCAUAAACCUGCAGUACAGCACAAUCUCAGAGUUCUGUACCGGGGAGACGUGUCAAGCCAUGACAGCCUGCAAUACGAUAUACUACUGGUAUGAUGAAAAGGGGAAGAAGACAAAGUGCACAGCCCCGCAGUAUGUAGACUUUGUCAUGAGCAUGGUGCAGAAGCUGGUGACAGACGAAGACAUCUUUCCCACAAAAUAUGGUAAGGAGUUCCCCAACUCGUUCGACUCGCUGGUGAAGAAGAUCUGCAGGUACCUGUUCCACGUGCUGGCGCACAUCUACUGGGCCCACUUCAAGGAGACGGUGGCACUGGACCUGCAGGGACACUUGAACACUCUGUACACACAUUUCAUCGUAUUUAUAAGGGAAUUCAACCUGGUGGACCCUAAGGAGACGGCCAUAAUGGACGACCUGUCCGAGGUGCUCAGCCUCCCCCUGCCCGCCGCACAAAACCAUGUGACGGAAAGAUGA
Molecule: messenger RNA, 1102 nt
Organism: Megalops cyprinoides (Indo-Pacific tarpon)
Lineage: Eukaryota; Metazoa; Chordata; Actinopteri; Elopiformes; Megalopidae
Product: MOB kinase activator 2-like
Exons: 5
Coding region: 437-1102 (221 amino acids)
Biological process (GO): signal transduction; positive regulation of protein phosphorylation
Cellular component (GO): cytoplasm; nucleus
Molecular function (GO): protein kinase activator activity
Source: RefSeq, a predicted model, not a curated record